GGACAAAUACAAUUCUCUCUCCGACAACAAUCCAUCACACGGCGUCACAAAAGGUUCCGUCUUUUUAAUCCGGUCCGGUCGAAACCCUAAACUGGCGAGGAAGCAAUGAAAGGGAUCGCGAGGAUUGUGAAUUCUCUUUCGCGACUGGGUGGUCGUGAGAUCAUUUCUAGAGGAAGUAGUAAGCUUUCUUCGUCUCUUCUUCUGGUAUCUCGUCGCUCGAUCUUCAUCUCGGCGGCAACGCACUUUCCGACCAAUUCACGUGAUCUCACCUCCUCUUCGAGAUCUACUUUUUCACUUCCUCAGAAAUGGGCUUUUCUCGGAGGGGUGGGGCAGAGAAGGACGAUGUUUAUCCAAACACAAUCUACUCCGAAUCCUUCUUCUCUCAUGUUUUAUCCUGGAAAGCCAGUCAUGGAGGUUGGAAGUGCUGAUUUCCCUAACGUUCGUUCUGCUCUAGGCUCACCAUUAGCCAAGUCCAUUUACUCCAUUGACGGUGUGGUUCGAGUUUUCUUUGGGUCUGAUUUCGUCACUGUGACAAAGUCUGAUGAUGUAUCGUGGGAUAUCCUCAAGCCUGAGAUAUUUGCAGCUGUCAUGGAUUUCUACUCCUCUGGCCAGCCUUUGUUUCUCGACUCACAAGCUGCUGCUGCCAAGGACACUGCCAUCAACGAGGAUGACUCUGAAACCGUAGCAAUGAUCAAGGAACUCUUAGAAACUCGCAUCAGACCAGCAGUCCAAGAUGAUGGUGGGGACAUUGAGUAUUGUGGGUUUGAUCCUGAAAGCGGAAUAGUGAAGUUGAGGAUGCAAGGAGCUUGUAGCGGUUGUCCAAGCUCAUCUGUUACUUUGAAAUCUGGAAUAGAAAACAUGCUGAUGCAUUAUGUACCCGAGGUGAAAGGUGUAGAACAAGAGUUCGAUGGGGAAGAAGAGGAGGGAACGUUGUCUGGAGAGGUGAGAGAGUAGAGUAAGACGUCUCCUCAAGCUUCUCUGCACUUUUCCUCUUUUAGUGUACAGAAGAGUAAAUUCCAGUGAGCGAGUGCUCUCUUUUCUGUCACGUUUUGAAUUUGAUUUGUCGUGUUUUUCGGGCUUUUGAAUUACACUCGAGAAUGUUCUGAGAGAUCACUAGUUGAUCUGGUUUGUAACAUGCGUUUAACCUACAGGAAUAAGUUUUUUUGGAUG
Molecule: messenger RNA, 1170 nt
Organism: Brassica oleracea var. oleracea
Lineage: Eukaryota; Viridiplantae; Streptophyta; Magnoliopsida; Brassicales; Brassicaceae
Product: nifU-like protein 4, mitochondrial
Exons: 6
Coding region: 106-954 (282 amino acids)
Biological process (GO): iron-sulfur cluster assembly
Cellular component (GO): mitochondrion
Molecular function (GO): iron ion binding; iron-sulfur cluster binding
Source: RefSeq, a predicted model, not a curated record